This is a messenger RNA of Molossus molossus (Pallas's mastiff bat), 873 nucleotides long. It is a transcript of the gene NDP, whose product is annotated as norrin cystine knot growth factor NDP. Gene Ontology annotation, biological process: Wnt signaling pathway. The transcript is spliced from 3 exons. The record is from RefSeq and is a predicted model, not a curated record. The coding region runs from base 358 to 759 and encodes 133 amino acids. Lineage: Eukaryota; Metazoa; Chordata; Mammalia; Chiroptera; Molossidae.
AAACAACAGUCCUAACUUUUGUGUGUUGCAAAUAUAAAAGGCAAGCCAUGUGACAGAGGGACAGAAGAACAAAAGCAUUUGGAAGUAACAGGACCUCUUUUUAGCUCCCAGAAAAUUCUGAGAAGAAGGGAGCCCUGCAUUUCCCCCAAGCUGUGCAGCAGAUACAGUGAUGAUGGAUUGCAAGUGCAAAGAGUAAGACAAAACUCUGGCAUACAAAGGACAAUGACAACCAGAAAACUUCAGCUAAAUCCUGCCCUUUUCUUGGAGGGAACUAUAUCUUAGGAGGUGAAGGCAUUUUUUAUUUUUAGUCCUCUGCCUCCCUCUGCUGUUCCCCUUGAGAAGUUCUUUCUUACAACAAUGAGAAAUCAUGUACUAGCUGCAUCCUUUUCUAUGCUCUCCCUGCUGGCGCUAAUGGGAGAUACAGACAGCAAAAUGGACAGCUCCUUCAUGAUGGACUCGGACCCUCAACGUUGCAUGAGGCACCACUAUGUCGAUUCUAUCAGUCAUCCACUGUACAAGUGUAGUUCAAAGAUGGUGCUUCUGGCCAGGUGUGAGGGACACUGCAGCCAGGCAUCUCGCUCCGAGCCCUUGGUGUCUUUCAGCACUGUCCUCAAGCAGCCCUUCCGCUCUUCCUGUCACUGCUGUCGACCCCAGACCUCCAAGCUGAAAGCAUUGCGGCUGCGCUGCUCAGGGGGCAUGCGACUCACAGCCACCUACAGGUACAUCCUUUCCUGUCACUGCGAAGAAUGUGGCUCUUGAGACCUGCUGUUGAAUGGCUUCUGGAUGGGACAAUCUCCUCCCAUUAACAAGACAGUUCAAUCAGCCAGGGAAGGACUGGCAAGAAAAAAAGUAAAGGCAAAAAAAAAAAAAAAA